UUGCGCGGGGCCGCAGCAACACAGCGUCAACUUUCCUCUCUCCGCUUGUCCCGUAAGCCGGUCCGCUGCGGAGCGCCGCCGAAAAAGUAGCGACGGAGAUUUUAUAGAAAGUUUCCUUCAGGAGAAGAGCGAACGGACGCCGGCGGGUUUUUCUUUUUUUUCUUUUUCUUUAACGCGUCGCUGUUUAGUUUAAAGAGCGAAACAUUGUUUUUUUUUUUUUUUUAAAGAAAAUGCCUCAGCUCAGCAGCGGCGGCGGAGACGACCUAGGAGCGAAUGAUGAAAUGAUAGCGUUCAAAGAUGAAGGCGAGCAAGAGGAGAAGAUACAAGAAAACGCGUUCACGGAAAGGGACCUGGCUGACCUCAAGUCGUCUCUCGUCAACGAAUCAGAGAUAAAUCAGAGCAGCACAGCGGCGGUCAGACGGGGACAGCCGGGCGAGCAGAGGGGCUACCCGGAGAAACACAGAGAGCAUCUUGACGGAGUGUCGAAGCAGCAAGAUGGAGGCAUGUACAAGACGCCGACAUAUCCCAGCUACCCUUUCCUGAUGCUGCCUGACCCGUAUCUCCCCAGCAGCUCGGUGUCACCAUCUUCCAACAAGGUGUCCGUAGUGCAGCAGUCCCACGGGAUGCACCCCCUGACGUCCCUCCUGCCCUACAGCAACGAUCAUUUCAGCCCCAGCCCUCCUCACCUACCCACAGAUAUGAGCCAGAAGACAGCCGUCUCUGGUACUAGCUGCCUCGUAAUCGUCCUGCCACACCCGCCCCCACACCCCACACCCAGCGGCGUGGAGUGA
Lampris incognitus (smalleye Pacific opah) is the source of this 791-nucleotide messenger RNA. It is a transcript of the gene tcf7, whose product is annotated as transcription factor 7. The record is from RefSeq and is a predicted model, not a curated record. The transcript has 5 exons. The coding region runs from base 231 to 791 and encodes 186 amino acids. Gene Ontology annotation, biological process: canonical Wnt signaling pathway; regulation of transcription by RNA polymerase II. Gene Ontology annotation, cellular component: beta-catenin-TCF complex. Gene Ontology annotation, molecular function: DNA-binding transcription factor activity, RNA polymerase II-specific; RNA polymerase II cis-regulatory region sequence-specific DNA binding. Lineage: Eukaryota; Metazoa; Chordata; Actinopteri; Lampriformes; Lampridae.